Messenger RNA from Colletotrichum higginsianum IMI 349063, 2325 nucleotides. RefSeq lists its product as uncharacterized. The transcript is spliced from 4 exons. Lineage: Eukaryota; Fungi; Ascomycota; Sordariomycetes; Glomerellales; Glomerellaceae. The record is from RefSeq and is a predicted model, not a curated record. The coding region runs from base 1 to 2325 and encodes 774 amino acids.
AUGGCAGACAACCAUUCACGUUACGGUUCUGUGCCGUCUCACCAGUCUUCGGACCAAUCUCGGUCGCAUCAAGAGGCUUCCGAGCGCCCCCAAAGACCAGUCAUCACGUCGCUGCCAUCCCUCCGCCCUUCCAACUCUACUCCUCGAAGAUCGCCGGCUCCCGGAGGCCAGGCUCCCGACGUGUAUGGUUUUGACGAUAACUACUCCCUUUUUAGGACUUACAAUAGCUGGCAACCGACGUCUUCUUUGGUAGCCGCUGGCCCAACUUACCCGCAAAGUCCGAGUGUUACAUCAGCCGGAGAGCCGACCAUGGCUUCUUGUAAUUCGAUACAGUCAUUUUCGCCUUUUGCCUCUUCGAUCGAUCACAGCCGACGUAAAACUCACAUUUCAAAUACAUCGGGCACUCAUCCUAGGAAGCCUCAUCAAGGUGUCGUGUCCUUGCCGUCAACCCGGCAUGUGUUGAGCCCCCAGUCAAAGACUUCAAGUCCUCGUCUUGGAAGCAUCCGUACUAUUCCAACCUCGCGAGACAAAGCUGGCAACAACGCCAACUCUCAGUCCCAGGAAACAGGUGGGAGCCUCUUCGUUAAUUCAUGUGAUCCAGUUUGUGGCAGUUCUCUGCUGGAUCGCUCUGAUGCGUCCUUCCUGGCUCACUCGUCUCCUUUGAGGGUUCCAUCAUCCCCGGGCGACAAUCACAUAGGGGACCUCAGAGUCGCAGCCAAGUUGGAAAGUCGCUCCUACCGGACUGGUUUUUUCCCCGAGGCAGAGUCACCCAUCGCGCGGGACAUGGUUGUCAGCGAGGAUGGUGUCGUUGAGAACAAUCCGGCAGGGAUCCAGAUAUCGGGUUUCAUUCUCGAAAACGACGACACUGGCCCUGCCCCGACAACAGACAAGAGUGCGCUGGAGGCAAAAGCGAGCAGCAAACACGCCAAAAGUACGAAAUCGAAGGACUCGAGAACGAUGAAGUUGAUGGCAAGUGGCGAUGAUAUGGUCGCCACGAACAACCGCCUCACCCAACCCUCUUCGGUCCUGGUUGAGCACGAACAAAACGCAACGCCGCGUACCGCAGCCUCAUAUCCUCAUACUUCGCCAAACAGUCCAGACUUUCGUACAGAAGAAAUACCUCAAGUAAAGAAGGGCGCAACGCAUCAUACGCCAUACGUUACCUGGUGUGGCACACAAGAGAAGGCACCGGCUACUGCAGAAAAAUCCGGUGGCAUUCGCGGCUUCAAUUUGAUGUCCAACAUGGCAAUCAGAGCAUCCAAGCCUGUCAUUCGAGUCGUGGCAAACGGUUUGAAAAGGGGCAAACCAUUGACGACAAAUUCGAGGCCGGAGCCAUCCCAACAAAGACUUGCGUCAACUGAGCCUUUUCAUUCUUCGGCCUCCGAGAAGAGUGUCACGAGAGGAACUUCGGGCGUCACUAAGGAGCACGAAACCCUGCCAAACGCGGCAUCGCGCGCAAGAGCAGGUGUGGUAUUCCCGGUCACAUCGCCAUCCACAUCAUCCCGCCAGAGCACGCCAGGAUCGCAUACUCCAACAACGCAGGGUCAGAAACCAAAGGUGUUGAAUCAACGUGGAGUGGAUCCCAGCACACUGGGGUUGGUACCAAUCAACACUUUGCCAGGUCCUCUAUAUGAGCCGGAAUUCCGUGUCGCAGAGUUUGCAAACGCGAAAUAUGCGGCCGCGAUAGAGACCGAUUCCUCGUCUCCUACUUGGGCAAACGCUAGAAUUGGCUUUAAAAUGGGCAGACGCCGUAGCCAGACGCUCCCUGAACCCAACACAGGGAAUGCUGCCAGCCGUGGCCUCUCUGCAGCAUAUGCUGCGUGUCGUGACCAUGGUACUGGCACUCACCACAGUGAUACCUUUCAAGAUAAGUCUCUAGGCAAACCCAAUGAAGAGAGCCAAGCUUUGAACGAUCACUACUGGCCUCUGUCUGAAAAUGAAGCGUCUGCUCGCAACAUUCGAGAUGCAAAGUCUCGGUACGAUACUCUUCCAUCGGGAAGCCCGCGCAAAGGCAGAGCGCAAGUACAGUCGGGAUGCAACCCCCUAAUUCCCGAGAAACAGAUUGUUGAGGGUUUCGCAUCUCCUGGACGUUGGCGCGAGCAGCUCGUUGAUCGACAUGAGACUGCUGAUGAAUACGCCGAAAGUGUUGAGAACCAUGUCAAGAUUCUUCGAAGAGACAUGGGGCCGAAGAAGAACAAGAAGGAACUGGGCGGGUUAGUCCAGCUGAAGAUACAACGGGGAUUGAAGAAAGGGUGGCAUGAUGAGCGUUCCUCAACCCUAUCGGUUGCGGUGCAUGCCACGAACCGAACGGAUGAUGAAAAGUGA